CGAUUCCUGUGGUCAGUGUUGAUAAAAGUCGGAUUUUACGGCUGGGUUCAGCCUCUUCUCUGCCAGUACCUGCUGACCUACAGCAAAAUGGCGGCCGGAGCUUCAGACCGGAUUCCCGCAUUUUGCCGUCCGCCGCACGCAGGAAGAGGAGGAGGAGGAGAGGUUGGUGCGAAGCUGAGAGAGGGGAGAAGGGGGCGAGCUGAGCGGAGGAGGGGGUGAGAAGUGAGAGAGCGAGCGGCCGUCUGAGAGGCGGGCAGGAGCCGGAGGCAGCCCGCGAAAGAGCAGAAGGAUCCCCGGGUAAGAGAGGGGACGGAAGCCGAGAGCAGCCGGACUCGGAAAGGUCGCAGUGAGCGCUGAGCAGCAGAAGAUGGCGGACGGGGACAGCGGGAGCGAGAGAGGGGGCAGCAGUGGCGGAGGAGGCCCCGGCGGCUUCCAGCAGCACAUGUCCCGGGACCAGGAGACCCAGGAGCUGGCCUCCAAGCGGCUGGACAUCCAGAACAAGCGCUUCUACCUGGAUGUCAAGCAGAACGCCAAGGGCCGCUUCAUCAAGAUCGCCGAGGUCGGGGCCGGGGGCUCCAAGAGCCGCCUCACGCUCUCCAUGGCCGUGGCCGCCGAGUUCAGGGACUACCUGGGCGACUUCAUCGAGCACUACGCCCAGCUGGGCCCCAGCAGCCCCGAGCAGAUCGCGCAGUCCGCCGGGGAGGACGGGGCCGGAGCCACGGGGCCACGCCGGGCCCUGAAGAGCGAGUUCCUGGUGCGGGAGAACCGCAAGUACUACCUGGACCUGAAGGAGAACCAGCGGGGCCGCUUCCUGCGCAUCCGCCAGACCAUCAACCGCGGGCCCGGCUUCAGCGGAGGGGCCGGCGGCGGAGCGGGCCUGCAGAGCGGACAGACCAUCGCCCUCCCCGCGCAGGGCCUCAUCGAGUUCCGCGACGCCCUGGCCAAGCUCAUCGACGACUACGGCGGGGAGGACGACGAGCUGGGCGUGGGCCCCGGCGGCUCGGGCGGCGGAGGAGGAGGAGGAGGCUCGGCCGGCGGCGGCAUGUACGGAGAGCUGCCCGAGGGCACGUCCAUCACCGUGGACUCCAAGCGCUUCUUCUUCGAUGUGGGCUGCAACAAGUACGGCGUGUUCCUGCGGGUCAGCGAGGUGAAGCCCAGCUACCGGAACUCCAUCACCGUGCCGCUCAAGGCCUGGGGCAAGUUCGGCGGGGCCUUCUGCCGGUAUGCCGACGAGAUGAAGGAGAUCCAGGAGCGGCAGCGGGACAAGAUGUACGACCGGAGGGGCCCCGGGGAACGAGGGGGCGGCCUAGGAGGAGGAGGGGAGGACUCCGAGACAGAAGAUGUGGAUGACGAUUGAACGGGAAGAAGGGACGAGGCAGGGGAGAGAGAGAUGGAGAAUGGAGGGAGGGCAGUAACACAUAGUCAUAACCAAUUCUAGUAGGACACGGGGGGAGGGGGCAUGUUAUUGGGGAGGGGGUCAGUAGGGGUCCAGGUGGUGUUGUAAGUCAGGUGUGGUGUAAUAACAUGUAGGACAGGUCUGUAUAGUCAGUAUCUUCAUUCAUUAUUCUCUGUCUGGGGGAGGUGGGGGGGAUGUUAGUGCAGUGCAAUGCCCCUUACAGGAGUGAUGGCUAGCACUGGCUGCUACAGCUCCUGAGGAUUGGGUGUCUAAUGAUGCCUUGUCAGCUAAACCUAGUUAACAGCUGGAUUGUGCAGUGAUAGCCAUCACCUUUGUAAGUGUUUUGCACAAAGAUUUGCUUCAAAUGGCACAGCUUUAUAUAUUUAAAAAAAAAAAAAAACAACCAUCUAAAAUUAGUUUCUUACAAAGCCAGAUACACCAUACAAUGCAGUAGGAAACAGGACAGGGUUACUUAUCAGAGACUAUUGAAAAUGCCAUUUAUUUUCCUCUACUCUCCACUACACCUAAUACACAUUUCCCUCAUCAAACCUGUUUAAAGGAACACACCCUAUUUCAGAAAUAUUUGGUUUUCUACUUUAAACUCCACACACAUGUCUUAAACAUUUUUAAAGGUGGCAAUAUGUCAUGCCUUUGCAUUUUAUCUGUAGUCUGUUCACAAUGGUCUAUGUGCUGAAAGAAUAACUUGGGCAGUGGAUAUUGAAGCUCACUUUAGAUUGCCUUGCAUGGACUCACGCUAAACACAAAUUAUAGGCUACAAAAAGGGUGCUUUCUUAGAUCACCUGGAGUCACCGACCUUCCCUAGGUGUGGUGUACAUAGAUUUUAAAGUGCUGUGCACAGGAAAGUGCUGCUUUGAAUUGCCCACCAUAGCCGUUUUAGUAGACUUGGUAAUAUCUCCCAAGCCUAACUUUUAAGAAAGGUGCACAUGUCCAGAAUAAAGCUUACAUUACUUUCUUGUGUUCCUUAAUGUAGGGGGAGAGGUUAGCAUUACAAUCCCCCUGUCCUUGCAGAUGCCUGGCAUUUAAUGAUGUUGCCCAACUUAACAUUUUACAUCACUUCUACUGCAGUUUGGUAGCAUGGUUUACAUGUGGUAGUUAGAGGGAAAUGAGUAAUAAUUUAAGGCAGUCUCACUCCUUUCUCCCUUGCCUCUCUGAACACCAUCACUAUUUCAGUUUUCAUGUGUUUUUAAUGGGCUUGCAGUGAUGCCCCCCCAAUCCCCCAAGGAGAAAAGACCAGUAAUUCUGUUAAAACACGCUCUAUAAAUCCAUAAUGAGACCAUCCGUUCCUGAAGCACAAGGGGAAGCUUGUCGGAUUGCUUGCUAAUUGCAUUAGUAUCCACAGAGUAUCCAGCGACAGGACCUGCUACCAUUCCUACCAAGACAAAACUGAUCCUGCCAAUUGUGGAUGAUUUCCGACUGCCAUAAAUCACCUUACUUUAAAUACCAGCACUAACCACGCAAGUUUAAAAGAUCUUUAGACUGGGGAAUAUUAUUCAGAAAUCGAGGGAACCAUACAACCUGAAUCUGUGAAACUCUUGUAAGGAAGAUGGCAAAAGAAAAAAGAGUUAAAACUCCUCAACACACUCUUUUUCAAACAAGAUAUACUCAGGUCCAUGAUUAUUCUUACCAGGCUUUUUAUUAUUAAAAAGACCUGUAUUAAAUUCUCAGUACCUCGGAGGGUGAUGGUGCCUCCAAAGUGCUCUCUGCACACACCAGAAGAAACAGUCCACGUGGUGGCAGCCCAGAAGCAGUGCAAGUGAUCAAGUGGGUUGGGGAGGGGGGCCUGGAAAUGAGCGUGCUGCCCAUAUGUGCAUGGGCAAUUAAUUUGGAAAAACUAUGAAUGGACAUGAUACCCUGCCUAAUGGUCUCUGGACCCCAAAUAAUGUUUUGGGGGCUCCUGUAAUUCACUCUCCACCUGUAAUUUUUAAAAUGAAAUCUCUACAAAUGGUUUUAACGAUACUGGAUUGCUCCCUUGCUUAUACACUUAAAAGAAAUAAGUCUUUUGAGCCAGAAGUAGAUAUUUAAGUCUCUUCUGAACCAAAAGAAUUAACAUUAUAGUAUUUUUUUUUUCUUUAUGCGGAAUAUAUAUAUAUAUAUUAUUUGAAAACAGAGUUCCCUAAAAUCCCAUUUAAUUUACAGUGCAGUUAAUACUAUGGCAAUUCAGAUGCCUUUGCAGUGAGGUUUAUACAAUAAAGAUAAAACCAUGCUGCAAAAAGGCCAUUGGAAUUUCUGACACAUUGAAGUAAUAGGUUAGUUAGGUGUUUACUGCAUUUAAUGUCCCAGAUGGUUUUUAUCUUCACAGAAGCUGCCUUCAUAUUUUUUCCCCAAUAUAUGUUAUAAAUUAGUAUCCCUUUUAAGGUAUUUGAUGUACAUAUCCAAUGUCUUGGGAUUUUAAAUUGUCCUUUUAUGCUAAUGAUAGCUUACAACUGACAUUGAAGUUGUAGGCCAUUUUUCCCAUGGUGAUUGGGAAGUAUCCUCAUUUACAGUGUCAGAGGUAAGCCAUCACUAUCGUAUGCUUUGAAGCAGGCCCAUUUUGGCAGCAGAAAAAAAAAGGGGGGGAGCGUUACUGAGUUUGGGGGAGGAUCACCUAGUGACCUAUCCUAUAGCCUCUCACAUGGUAUGUGUAAUUCUAUGCAGAGCAAUAUGUUGCAGGCUGCUGUGGAAGUGAAUAGAUUAAGCGCAAUGAUAACAUUUGCUGCUGUUUUUUUUAAAUUAAGUCACAAUUUAUUUCCAUCAGUAUUUUGUGUUGCAAUUUAUUUUUUCCUGAACUGUAUGGGAGCAAUAGUAUUCCUUGAUGUUUUAAUUACAUCAGUAUAUUGUACUGUAUAUUUGUACCCGCAAGGCAGCUGUAUAGUGUGUCCUGCUGUAUCAAACAUAUGUGGUUUUAUUUUCUUGUUUGUGGCAGAGCUCGUGCAGCAUUAGAACAAGUCUUCUCUUUUGUAGGUUUGUGGAAUAUCCUUGCUACUUUUGUUCCUGUUGCUCAGAAAUGCAAACAGUGGCAUGUGUCUCUCCAAAGUUUUCUUCACCUGUGUGGGCAUCUCUUCUCUCUUGAUACUUGUCUGUCAGUAGUUAUGCAAAUUCUCUUAACAUCUGUCUGGCAAGGUAUAAAAUCAUACCCAGUUCCCUGCCUCCCUUUGUGGCUCAUGCCAUUGAGUACAGUUUUUGUUGUGUUUUUUGUUUUGUUUUGUUUUUUAAAGUAAAUAAGCUAAAACAAUCUAAAGUAUUUAGAGGUGGAGAGAAACUUAUAUCCCCACCCCUUCCACAUGACAUUGCUUACAAUCCCCUACUGAGUAUUGUUCUGCAUGUCUGCACAGAGGGGCUCUGUUUCUUGAUAUGACUAUCCUGUUAAAAUAUCCAGCAGAUCCUCGGAGUAGAAACAAGGUUACUGGUCAAAUCACACUUUAACCUUAAUUUCUUUGCUCCGACUACCAAAGCAGCAACUUGGUGAGAUUUUUUUUUUUUGUUGUUGCUGUUUUAUUCUGUGAUGCAAACUGAAGAGGCAUGGAUUUAAAUAAAAAAAAUAUAUGAAUUGUGAUGGCACAUUUUCAGCAUUUCAAGACAUUUGCUGACAGGGGUUAGCUGUCUCCAAUCACUCUGUCCACAAUAGUGAUUUGUAAUAGUGUUUCUCAACCGUUAUCCAAAUACCACUUGUAACAGUCAUACCCCACCAGGGUUUCCAAUAAACAGCUUAUUUAUUAGCAAGUACCCUAGUGGCAAACUUUCCCAUUAAACCCCAUUAUCCAGUGAAGUAUAAAAGUGUAUUGGAUUUCUACGCAGAAUAUGCAAAGCAGAGGUUGGGAAACUAUCCAUUACAUCAUAAUUUAUUACAUCUUAACUUUGUCAAUAAUUUUUUUUAAAAUGACGUUUGGGUUCAAGUACUGCUGUUACACAGUGAUUAGUGGUAAUAAUGAAUUUGAAUUAACAUUUUUGUUCUCCUAAAUGUGCAGAAAAUCAAAGUUAAUUUCAGUGUUCACAGGCAGAGCUGUCUGCUGGAGCCCUGUUGUUUUCUGGUCCUGUAGGGGCUUCCAUGGCAUAAGGAGAAAGUUUUUAAUUUUACAUCUUUUACCAGGCUGUGUUAUGUGGCCCACCCUAUAUGUGUUGGACUGCAUUGGCUUGAAGUGGUAUUUUCCAAGAGUUACAUUUCCUUUGUAUGUAGCUUGUACAGAGAAAUUCACAAACCUAAAUCCUAAACUGUAAAUGUUGUAUAGCCUCUUACAAAAAAGAAAUAUAUAUAUAUAGCUGUAUAUAAAAUAUACAGGGGUGAUGAUAAUUUGUUUUACAGAUGUGUUCUCUCUCAGGCUUUUAAAUCCAAACUUUCUGAUUUAGGCCACCUCACACAGAUGACCUGCAGUCCUAUGCUUUCAACGUAUCUCUGCUUCCUCUGUGAUGGGUGUGUAUUUAAUAUUUCUUUACAUGGGUAGCAUUUUGGCCAAAGUGUCCAUUUUAUCUUAAUGUUCACAUGCAAAAUCUUUCCCAGUGGUUGAGAAAGGUGUUUGGUAUGAACAAAUAACACCUGUCAUAAAAUUUUAAGCACCAGUUCCAUAUCUGGAUGAAACUUGGUAAAUCGGUAGCCAUAACUGUACACAAAAUGUUUAAUUCACUAUCCUGUGGGAUUUCAUUAUUCAUGGUAGCUCAGUCCACGGAAUGAAAGAAACCUGUUGCUCUAGAUCACUGGUCUCCUCGGCUGGUGUGAGAGAGCUUGUCGUUUUUUUAAUUCCAGAAGGUUGAUGGAAGUCGUUCUCUCUUACUCUAAAAGGCUUUUAAAGUUGUCUGCUUUGAAGUUUUUCGGUAUGUUUAGCAUAAAACAUUUUCAUUAGCUGCCUGGUUGGUAUAUUCAGUAAUGUCACCCUUCCCCACGCCUGAAUUAUAGAUCAUAGCCUGUGUAAUUUUUCAUACCCUGCUUUAGAACAAGUGGUUACAUAACCAUGCGGGAUCCUCUCCCAAAAAGUGGAUAUAUCACAAUUUCAAGCAUGUACCAAUUAAGUUAUUCUGCUGGAAAGUGAAUAAUAUUGUAGUUUGUAUUUAGAUUAGUAAAAACUUGCAGAAAUUUUAAAAUUAACAGGGCUCAUUGUGCAGCUCGGCUAAAUUACAGAUUAAUGUCUAGCGCACUACAGGAAACCUUUGCUGCUUUUUUUAUAGUGCUGGCAGAUGAUCUGCAUACUAUAUAAUUUGGCUAACCAAUCACUGAGCUACUCAUUACUAAAACACUUUUGCAUAAUUUGUGAAAUGGAUUGUGUUCUAUCUUUUGCAUUAGUGUUACCCAAUCAAUUGUUAACCAGGGCCACUUUUUUGUUAGUUCUUGAGGCCUUUCCAUAGAAAACCAGACAUAAACAGUAAAGUGCAUAGCUCCGUCUUGCUGCUAUGGAUAAUCUGGUCAUGUUUUGGAAUUACUGUAUGAAUGCCUUAGCAGAAAUGGAUCUGGUUAUUUUAGUUACCGUAUUACAUUUAUUGUAGACCUUCUGCUACAUGACUCUCAUGAGACAUGGGUAAAUAUAUAAUUUUUUCUUUUCUUUAUAUUCAUAAUUUUACAGCUUUCCGUGAAAAAAUUGUGGCCUUAAAGUAAAACUAUUUAUGCAGACAGCACUGCACGUUAGCCACUGGUGUUCUAGUUUUUUCGCUUUGUUUUUAAACCUUUGACUGCUACAGGGUUGAACAAUGCAUUACCCAACGCUCUUUGGCCCUUAAAGAGUUAAUUGAACUUACUAACAAGCUAUACAUUUCCCAAAUUCACGGGACAGAUAUUUUUACUGUAGAUAAGUAGUCAGUAUAGGCUAUGAAGAGAUCAAUUUUUAUUUUUUAUUUUUUUUAAACAUGAGUGCCACUGGGAUUUUAAAGAUGCAUUGCACAGCUCCUCUGGUACAGUUAGGCUUCAUAGGAACAACCAUUGCACUGCCAAGUGUUUUGGCUUCAGCUAGUGGUAUCUGCUUUUUAGCACAGCUUAACAUUGUAUUCAAUGUUAAAGGAUGAUAGCAUUUUGAGGGCAUCUGUGACUUGGUGUGCUCAUAAUGUAAAAGCAUUUCUGCUCUAGGCAUUUAUUCAAUGUAUUCUUCAAAUACACUUUGCUGACAGGUUAAAGAGAAUUAUAUUUAAAAAUAUAUUUUUUCUGUUGAAAAGCACUUUAAAUAGUAAAAUUAUAGAUUAACCAGCUGACCCUUUGCCCUCCAAACACCUAUAAAUGGAAUAAAUCCUUCAAUGUAUCCCUUGAGGUUGUCGACCCCUGCUCCUUCAAAAUCCUGCCUGCUGACCAUAGCUUCUUUCUCUGUAUUUCCCAACUCACUGUGUCUAUCCAGGACAGGUUGUUAGAGUAACCGCUCACAUUGGAAUAUCAGAUGGUUUAUAAUUAUCUGUAAAAUCUACUCUGGCUGAGAUUUCCUGGUGGGUGCUGGAAAUUCUUAGCACUGUUACUGUGGAGUAUCACCAAGUAGCCAAAAGCCAAGAAAAAUUGUUGGCUUUACAAAAGCAGGUUUUGGAUUUACCACUAUUUUAGUAGCGGGGUAAAUAAAAAUAAAAUCGGCAAAUGCAACGAAACUGUAACAUUCAAACUCCUGCUAGUCAGCACUCCUUACAAUAACAGAUUUUUGCAAAACUGAGUUUUACAAUCUAUAUUUAAAAAGAAAAUUGUAUGUUUGUAACAAAUAAAGUAUGCGGAAAAGUGAAUGAAACCAUAACUAUCUGUGUCUUGUUUUAAUCUCUUUUACUCAACAUUCUGGCAAACUAAUGGUACAUUUAUUAAAUAUUUAUUUUAACAGUAA
Pelobates cultripes (western spadefoot toad) is the source of this 8166-nucleotide messenger RNA. The record is from the annotation of a GenBank genome assembly. Lineage: Eukaryota; Metazoa; Chordata; Amphibia; Anura; Pelobatidae.